AUGCCCAACGCAGCACGCGCAGAGCGCUCGGGCCCCGCUCUCGGGCAGCACACGCCUGCCUUGGAGCUCGACGGGCCAGGAGCCGGCGCGGUCGGCACGGAGAGGUGCCUUUUCCCCGCUGCCGAACGCGGCGUGGUGUGCCCUCCACGGCAGGAUCUGAUCUCUCGCAAGUCGGGGGCGGAAGAGAGGGGGUUGCCACCGAAGAUUCAGCGCGUGGCAUAUUUUUCUCCAUGGCUGUAUCAUCAUCCCGUCUCAGUUGGCGCAAUCGAAGUCAGCUAUGGUCGUGCAUGUUUCGAGGAGGUUGGCUUGUGUAGGUGA
This is a messenger RNA of Prorocentrum cordatum, 318 nucleotides long. The record is from the annotation of a GenBank genome assembly. Lineage: Eukaryota; Dinophyceae; Prorocentrales; Prorocentraceae.